AUGCGGAUUCUCACACUGCUACUAGUGUGUACUGCUGAUGCAUUGAAAAUUCUUCAAAUCGUCCCCGGUUUCACCAACAGCCACGUUCUGUUCAAUUAUCGAUUGGCUGAAACCUUGAAAUUUCUUGGCCACGAUGUACAUAUGUGGACACAAAUGGAAAUGGCAAUGCUGGAUACGGGAAAUAAUCGAUUGCCACCUGGUGUGACCGAAUAUCGAAUUCCUAUUGAGUUCAAAGACAAGCUGAAAACCGAAGGUCUCAAGGUAUUCCAAUCUUUGAUGUUCUCAGCUGGUGACGCUUACGAUUUGUGGUGGACAGGACAAGAGUUCAAGGAUAUGCGUGUGGAGGCUUGCGCACAAAUGCUUGAACACGAUCCAAAG
Molecule: messenger RNA, 378 nt
Organism: Cooperia oncophora
Lineage: Eukaryota; Metazoa; Nematoda; Chromadorea; Rhabditida; Trichostrongylidae
Source: the annotation of a GenBank genome assembly